UUUCCUCUUUCCCUGCCGSUCCCCKUGUCCGUGUUUGCCUUUGACCUGCYCGGGUUUGGARGCCGUGUGUCCGUUUAAAGCCGCGAGCUUUCAGAGGGAAGUUCUGACGUCUUUAAAGGCGAAACCCGGCAGAACUUCUUCAUAUCAGCUCGUUAGCUUAGCACAGCCGCGUGAGCCUGCCGUCAAAACAAACAUGAGGCAGCUGCUCCUCACUWCCUAACCAGUCCACGGUCCACUUAUCAAAGCCACAUUUUUACAUUUUCAGCAGCUGCAGAAAUGAACGGUGAAAACUUCACCCUCUGUGAGAAGACGGUCGCUGCCUCUUACAUCCGACAGGGGUCUCAGGCACGUCGGGGGCACGAGCAGCUCAUCAGACAUUUACUGGAGCAGGGUAAAUGUCCAGAGGAAGGGUGGAGCGAGAGCACCGUGGAGCUUUUCCUGAACGAGCUGGCCGUGAUGGACAGCAACAACUUCCUGGGAAACUGCGGCGUGGGAGAGAGGGAGGGCCGGGUGGCGUCCAGCCUGGUGGCGAGGCGACAUUACAGGUUGAUCCACGGCAUAGGGAGGUCAGGUGACAUCGCUGCUGUUCAGCCUAAAGCUGCAGGAUCCAGUCUGCUGAACAAGCUGACCAACUCUGUGGUGCUGGACAUCCUCAGGCUGUCAGGUGUUCGCAGCGUGGCCAGCUGCUUCGUUGUUCCCAUGGCCACGGGGAUGAGCCUGACCCUGUGCUUCCUGACCCUUCGACACAGGAGACCCACGGCUCGUUACAUCAUCUGGCCUCGAAUCGACCAGAAGUCCUGCUUUAAAUCUAUGAUCACAGCAGGUUUCGAGCCCGUAGUCGUGGAGAACGUCCUCGAGGGCGACGAGUUGCGGACGGACCUGGACACGGUCGAGCGAAAGAUCGAGGAGCUCGGAGCGGAGAACAUCCUGUGCGUUCACUCGACCACAUCCUGCUUCGCUCCUCGCGUCCCUGACAGGCUUGAAGAACUGGCUACCAUGUGUGCCAAACAUGAAAUCCCUCACAUAGUCAACAAUGCAUAUGGAGUACAGUCGUCUAAAUGCAUGCAUCUCAUACAGCAGGGGGCUCGAGUGGGAAGAAUCGACGCUUUCGUUCAGAGCUUGGACAAGAACUUCAUGGUUCCAGUAGGUGGCGCCAUAAUUGCAGGAUUUGACGAGUUUUUUGUUCAGGAGGUCAGCAAAAUGUACCCAGGUCGAGCAUCAGCUUCACCCUCUCUUGACGUCCUCAUAACUCUUCUCACUCUGGGAGCCAGAGGCUACAAGAAGUACCUGUCGGACAGAAAGGAGAUUUAUUUGUUCCUGGCUCAGGAGCUGAAGGCUCUGGCUUCUGCACACGGGGAGAGAUUGCUUCACACCCCACAUAAUCCCAUCUCUCUGGCCAUGUCCCUCGAUGGUCUCCAGGCCUCAAGCGAUCAGGCGGUGACUCAGCUCGGCUCCAUGCUGUUCACCCGACAAGUGUCAGGAGCCAGGGUGAUCCCACUGGGCAAGGAGCAAGUCGUGAACGGACACACGUUCCGCGGCUUCAUGUCGCACGCCGAGUCGUACCCCUGCCCCUACCUCAACGCCGCCUCCGCCAUCGGCAUCACUCGGGACGACGUGACUCUGUGCGUGAAGCGGCUCGACAAGUGCCUGAAGGCGCUGAGGAGAGACGCGAGCGCUGCGAGGAAUUGUUGCGCUGUGCCUGAAGCGAACCAGGAGGUGACGGAGGAGGAGGAAUGAGCUGAAGCGGGACCCUACUGCCUACGUUUCACUUGAUUAUGACCCAGGAACGGUACUCUCUGAUGAACUGUUGAUUCAGCCUUUCUCAUCACGUCAACGACUGACAGCAGCUAGUUAUUUAAUUGUGUUAAUAAGUUAAAUUUUAACAACUUGAACCAAAGAGGAAUAUGUU
Austrofundulus limnaeus is the source of this 1909-nucleotide messenger RNA. RefSeq names its product Sep (O-phosphoserine) tRNA:Sec (selenocysteine) tRNA synthase (gene sepsecs). Gene Ontology annotation, molecular function: tRNA binding; O-phosphoseryl-tRNA(Sec) selenium transferase activity. Gene Ontology annotation, biological process: selenocysteine incorporation; conversion of seryl-tRNAsec to selenocys-tRNAsec. The record is from RefSeq and is a predicted model, not a curated record. Bases 277 to 1737 code for a protein of 486 amino acids. Lineage: Eukaryota; Metazoa; Chordata; Actinopteri; Cyprinodontiformes; Rivulidae. The transcript has 12 exons.